GAUGGUAGAAAAAUGGCAAGUGAGGGUGCUGUCAUGGCGGGUGUGCUGAAGAAGACCACUGGCCUUGUGGGAUUGGCUGUGUGCAAUACUCCACACGAGAGGCUAAGAAUACUGUACACAAAGAUUCUUGAUGUUCUUGAGGAUAUCCCUAAAAAUGCAGCAUAUAGAAAAUAUACAGAACAGAUUAUAAAUGAGAAGCUGGCUAUGGUUAAAGCGGAACCAGAUGUUCAAAAAUUAGAAGACCAACUUCAAGGUGGUCAAUUAGAAGAGGUGAUUCUUCAGGCUGAAAAUGAACUAAGUCUGGCAAGAAAAAUGGUGCAAGGCUGGGCGCGGUGGCUCAAGCCUGAUGGAAGGUGUCCGGAAUCACAUCCCAGGCCCCUGAUUCCCAUGUGUCAAGGCUUCCAGCCCCUCAAAGCGUUGGAAUAA
This is a messenger RNA of Cebus imitator (Panamanian white-faced capuchin), 426 nucleotides long. RefSeq names its product NADH dehydrogenase [ubiquinone] 1 alpha subcomplex subunit 5-like. Gene Ontology annotation, biological process: respiratory electron transport chain. Bases 13 to 426 code for a protein of 137 amino acids. The record is from RefSeq and is a predicted model, not a curated record. The transcript is spliced from 2 exons. NCBI's taxonomy places the organism in Eukaryota, Metazoa, Chordata, Mammalia, Primates, Cebidae.